AUGGACCCACCACGGCGACGGCCCGUACCUCAAAGUGCUGACAGCUACAGCGGGCGACCCAUGCUGGAUCCCAAUGAUUCAACAUUGUCGAAAACUACGCCGCCUUCAGCCACGAUAGAUGCGCCCCGGCCAUUACGCUUCGCUCGAUCCGCAACGAACCUGCGAUCGGCUCACCAGCGACCAUCAACUGGAAUAUCUGACCGUGAUGGCGGAUUGCCAGUCGGCUUUGUCGUUGACGAUGUACCGCCCCCACCGUAUCUCUUGUCAGCUCCAACAUAUCACAGCGGGGCUGCCGUGGACAACGGGGGACUACGCCGUGUCAGGAGCUCAUCAGCCUUGUCCGCUCAAGACCAACUGAAUUACCCCAAUGUCGCUCAACAAGAGGACGACCAGGUGAAGCCACAGAGUCGGUGGAACGCAGCUCUGGGUGAGGCACAAUACUUUGCAGGUGGGCUCAUCACCCGGCCUGCUGAAUCGACACGCCACCACACCAUAAUCCGACACUCGCACGCGCUUGUCUGGUACCGCGGCCCCUCGACAUCGGUAUCCAUUACAAUUCUCUCGGACACCGAGCUUCCAUCAACGCGCACAAUAUGGAUCCAGCAAAAAGGCUACUCUGGCAACAUGGGCAUGAACCUCAAGGCCCUUGUGGGCACAACGGGUAGCUGGCUCGACGUGACGCCUGAGACAAAGGCCGGCCCUGAGCACCUACCUGACAUCGAGGAAAGAGGGAUCCAGCGUGAUCUGGGCCGCUUCAUCAAGAAAUCCAGUGGGAGGCAAAAGAAGCAUGUUCCCCGUGAGACGCUGAUUGUGCGCAUCCCCGCUGCUGCGACGGACGGAUAUUUUCGACUGGUUCUGUGCAGCGACAAGGAUGGGAAAAAGGUGCUCUGUGGGUGUCCCGUUUUUAGGGUGGCCAGUACGAGCGCAGAUGCAAGUGUGAUGCGCGGCGCAAGCCUCAAGACUAUACCUCUAGAGGUGGGUGUCAAGGUUGGUAGUACGGUCGCUCAGCAAUUCGCCAAACGCUACACCGGGCCAGCUUCCCUUAUACUUGAGAGCAAGGCUGCCAAGGUUGUGUCUCAUAAGACAGUCAAAACGGGGGCCUCUCUAGGCAUGACAGCGCUACAGACGACGGGCAUUGAUCAGGCCGUUAUGGAGAGUUGGAAGAAGCAUAAGGUUACACGCUACGAUCCCAUUCUCCACGAUACAGCUUUGCUACCCGUGCUCGGUCCAGACAGCGGCCCAGAGGAUCCUUUUCCUCUUGCCUUUGAUGGAAGGGUUUCCAAAGGGACGGGCAUAUCCACGACGGAAUUGGGGCUACCUACAGCAAACUUGCGAGGCGUACGUGACGAGAUCAAGAUGCGAUUGAAGGGGGUGUAUGCUGCCUGGGCUUGUGUUUCCGUCCCAUCGAAUAAUCCUAACGAUGGUGUCUCUGGUGACUGGUAUCCGGCCAUUGUGACAAUUGCGCCUCUCCGAUACGCGCCCCCUGAGGUCGUCAUGAAGAACCGUGUCGCAGUGCACUUGAUGCACGACUUCUCCGGUGCUUUGUUUUACGAUAUGAAGGUCAAGGCUGUCCUGGUGGGGUACUUGCACCCGCCAAUGCCGAGGGAUGCGGACCUGGUUGACGUCGUCCGGCAGCAUGAUGAAGAUGUAAUAUCAAUCAUGGCCAGCCUUGGGCGUGAGAUGUGGUCUGCUGAACGUGUCAUAAAUAGACACGAUGAAACCCUGGAUCGUGUAGGCGCUGUUGUGGGGUCUGUCCAGGGCCGUAUUGAUCGUGUCCCGCUGCACUUGGCUGGCGUGAGGAGUGAAAUUGCAACACUGAGAGACAAGGUUUACGGCAAUGGAGGCAUAUGGAUUCCUCGCUGA
Messenger RNA from Geosmithia morbida, 1863 nucleotides. Its product is annotated as FAD synthase. Bases 1 to 1863 code for a protein of 620 amino acids. Gene Ontology annotation, biological process: FMN biosynthetic process; riboflavin biosynthetic process. Gene Ontology annotation, molecular function: riboflavin kinase activity. The record is from RefSeq and is a predicted model, not a curated record. NCBI's taxonomy places the organism in Eukaryota, Fungi, Ascomycota, Sordariomycetes, Hypocreales, Bionectriaceae. The transcript has a single exon. Gene Ontology annotation, cellular component: mitochondrion.